CAGAGUGCUCGGCGUAGGGCCGCGAUAGGAAAGAUGGCGGUGGCGGUGAGAAGUUUGCAGGAUCAACUGGAAAAAGCCAAGGAAAGUUUGAAGAAUGUGGACGAGAACAUUCGCAAGCUGACGGGCCGGGACCCAAACGAUCUUAGGCCUGGCCAAGCUAGACGUUUAUCCAUCACAGGACCUGGUGGAGGUAGGGGGCGUGGGAUUGGAUUACUUAGACGUGGACUCUCGGAUAGCGGAGGAGGACCCCCAGCUAAACAGAGAGAUUUGGAUGGGGCAAUCAACAGGCUGGGAGAUCGUCGUUCAAGAAGAGAGUCACGUCAAGACAGUGACGCAGAGGAUGAUGAAGAUACAAAAAAGCCAGCGUUGCAGUCUUCAGUUGUUGCUACCUCCAAAGAAAGGACACGCCGAGACCUUAUUCAAGAUCAAACAAUGGAUGAGAAGGGCAAAGAAAGGAAUCGGCGGAUGUUUGGCCUGCUGAUGGGUACUUUGCAAAAGUUCAAGCAGGAAUCUAAUGUUGCAACAGAGAGGCAAAAAAGACGUCAGGAAAUAGAACAGAAGCUUGAAGUGCAAGCUGAAGAAGAACGUAAACAAGUAGAAAAUGAGAGAAGAGAAUUAUUCGAGGAACGUCGUGCUAAGCAAACUGAACUGAGACUUCUAGAACAAAAAGUGGAACUAGCCCAGUUGCAAGAUGUAUGGAAUGAACACAACUUAAAGAUAAUCAAGUACAUAAGGACCAAGACAAAGCCUCAUCUGUUCUACAUUCCUGGCAAACAUUGCCCAGCUACUCAAAAGCUUUUGGAUGAUUCCCAGAGGAAGAUGAAUGGUAUUUUCGAGCACAGGCGCCUGGAGUUUGCAGAUCAGAUUAACAGAAUGGAAGUUAGACCUAGACGUCAGUCAUUGAAGGAAAAAGAACAGCGAGAGUUGCAGAAUGAAGAACAACAAAACGUGGAACAGGAGGGUAAGGUGGCUCAUCAUGAGGAGAUGGAGGAAUUGGGUAACCAGAACAAUGAUGUAGAAAUGGAGGCAGCAGAAGAGGAAAUGGAAGUAGGUACAGAUAAGUGUGAUUCAGAGAAGCAGCAGGAAAAGCAACAGGAGGAGGAAGCUGAAGAAGAGGAAGAGCUAGAGGAAGGGGAAAGCAAUAGUCAGCCAGAAAGUGUGCCUGUUGAUGGUAAGGAAGCAAGCCAGAAUACAGAGAAUGAUCAGGAUAUGGUAGAGGAAGUAGAUGAGUGUAGAGAGGAGAGAGUAGAAGAGGUUUGUAAGGAGCCUGAACCUGAGCCUGAGCCUGAACCUGAACCUGAGCCUGAGAUGGAGCCAGAGCCAGAGCCUGAACCUAAGCCUGAACCUGAGCCUGAGCCAGAGCCAGAGCCUGAGAUGGUACCUGAACCGGAGCACAAACUAGAAUCUGAACCAGGGCCUGAAUCCGAACUUGAAAGUUCGGUUGGGCAUGAGCUGGAACAAGAGAAUCCUGCCACUACUCAAGCUGCAGAAUCGCAGGUAGAACCAGUUCGGGUGUCGCCAAAGAGGAGCAGGAGUAAAAGUAGCAGUAGGAGCAAAAGCAGAGGUCGUGAGAAGGCACAGAGUAAGAGUAGGAGUCGGAGCAGCAGUAGUUCCAGCUCUGGCAGUAGUUCGAGCAGCACCAGCAGUGGUAGCAGCUCAAGCAGUGGCAGCAGUAGCAGGAGCAGUUCCAGCACAAGUAGCAGCAGUGGCAGCAGUAGCAGAGACAGCAGUACGAGCAGCACCAGCAGUAGCGAGAGCCGGAGCCGAAGCCGGAGUCGGGGUCACAGCAGAGACAGAAAGCGCAGGAGGAGCUCAGAUCAAAAACGUAGAGGUAUUUCAAGUGCAGAUAAGGACCGUAAGUCAUCAAAAACCAGUAGCAAAGAUUUAAAAGGCUCACGGGAAAAGAGUUCAAGGUUAGAUAGAAAGAGGUCUAUAUCAGAAGGUCGUUCAGGCAAAAGGUCGUCGCGGACUGACAGAGAUCAUAAAUUGGACAGAAAAGAUAAAAAGCACUAAUCACCUGACUGAAAAAGAAUUGACUUUAGGAAGGCAAAGUAUUGCUUGAUGUGUACAAUGUACCGGGUAGAUGGAAUAUUUUCUUUCAGCUGGAAAUGAAGCCGCCUUAAGUCUUGCUUGAUGUAUAGUACUUUUAUUUGAAAACCAUGACUCAAAAUUACCAUUAAUCCCUGUACUUUUACAAUGUUUUGUAUGCACAUGUUUCUCCAAUUACAAUUAAAGUGUAUUUCAGAAGAUGAAGUUGUAUGGAAAAUAUUGUACCAAUCUUGCUAGACGGAUUAGCUUUCUUCCCUUUUCAGUGUUUUUUAGAUUUGUUGUAUUCAACCACUGAUGCCUCCUUUGUACAGUUGAAGUUCUAGGGGGCAAAAUUUCCUCUAAGUAUUGUUCUUAGCGUAAAGAUGGUUGUCAUUGAGUAUGUACUAUACAGUUCCUUUAUGUAGAAUUAAAUGUAAAUUUUAAAAUUGUUGAAAACUCUUUGUCUUUAUAUUAAAGUUUUCUACAAAAUAUGGCUCGAUUCACAAAAACUUGCUCUUUAAAUGCCGUGGGCUGUGAUGGAUAUCAGUUGUAAACCUAUCCCUUAAAAUGGUCAAGGAGGGAAAGAAUCAAAAGUGAAUCAUCUGAAAGUGAGAGGGUAGAAACUGUCAGCAAAUAAUUGAGUUCUAUAUGUGAUCGGGAAAAAACGUCGAGUUUUCUGCCAGAACACCAGAAUUCCUCCAGCAUUUUGUGCGUGUUGCUCUAGAUUUCCAGCAUCUAUAGUAUCGUGUGUUUAUGAUCAAGCUGUCUUUUACAUUUUGAAGUAUAUUGAAGAAAGGUAAGUGCAGAUUUGGCAUAUUCUAUGUAUCCUUCAAGGGGAAGGCAUAGCUUAGAUACAAGUGGGUUCCAGCAGCUUGCAGUAUUAAAACAUGCUCUAUUAAUGUAAAUUUAUCUCAAAUUUAGUUUCAAUUCUGGCCCCUCUGCAAGAAGAAAACUAUUCCUAGGGUUCCAUUCCCUACAAUAAGAGUGUCAGGGAAUUGGCUGGAAUUGUUCCCAAGAUUUUGUCUUCUGCUUAAGUUCUUAUACAGUUUUAGAAUUUGGUUAAGCUCAGCUUUGUGAUCAGAAAGCCAAAUGAUCUGUUUCAGGUCCCAUAUGAGAUGAAUUUGUCACCAAGAUUGCAUUCAGUUGGGAGGUGAUUAGAUGGCCAAAAGUAACCCGGCACAAGUUCAGUGCAAAGUCUUUUUUUGUACAUGCAAAUCAUUUGAACCUUCCUGAAUGCGGAACAGUAAUAUUUCCAUUUCAAUUGUUAUAUUUUACUGUCAUUGAAUAGUCUCAGGAAAAUUGAAAUCUUGUUAUUUUGCCUAUCGUAAUUUUCAUACUUUCAGGAAGCAAAAUGAACAACAAAAUGUUUGCCUGCUACAAAGCUGGAAAUAGAGUAUUUCUCUAGAAUAUUAAUAGUAUGUGCUAAGGAGCUGUUACAAGGCAGCCAUAAAUUGGUGGGUGUUGGGAUUCCCACAAUGCAAUCAAAUGGAAAUCUCAAUCUUUAUUUGCUUAAUUUUUAUCAUCUUUCUAUCUUACUGGUUAAGGACAUGUGUAGUUGCUUGUGUUGCCUACUCUGAUCCCAAAUGCUGUUGCCUUCACUAACUUCUACAAAAUAUUGUGAUCAAAUGGGCAAGGCGAGCUGGAACAGGAAGUAGCUAUUAGUUACCCUGCCAAAAGUUAACUUCCUUAUGGGUGUUGCAACAAAAAUAGAUGGCUGUACUUUGGUAGCAUUUACUUCAGUAUGUUGGAGAGUUUUUGUUUCAGGGUAUGGGGUUAGUUUUCAGUGCCCAGACCUCUGGAUAAAAAUGUGGAACUAGUGACAAAAUUGAUCAAAACUAAAGGUAAGGAAAUCUUAGUAAAAAUACUUAGUUAGCAUUGUGGUGAAAGUUCUAUGUGGCAUAAAUAAGCACAGUUUUCUUGCUUUGAAAACGAAACUCGCAGACUUAUCUGCAAUUCCUGUAUACAGAUCUUGCAUAUGUACGCACAUGAUAAAACCAUCAUGCUACUAUCACAGGAAAAAAGCAAGAAGGUUGGUGUUAAUUAUUUCAGGAUCAUUAACAAAAGAAAAAAGGAAGUAUAAACACUAGACUUCCCUCGUUCAUAAGAUUUGCCUUAUAGAAACAAAUGAUAUUUACUUCACUAGUUAUCUACAACAAUUUUUACUCAGAUGAAAUUGGAAAAAUACAUUAGAGUAAUACAGGUGCACAUUCCUUUAUCUGAAAUUCUGAAAUCCAAAAAGCUCCGAAAACCAAACUUUUUUUUCACCAACAGCUGACGUCACUCAGGUGUGACGUGGCAGCACUAGCAGAGGCCGCCAGAUGUCAGUUGUGGCUCAGCGCUCAUACUGGUUACAAGUGCAUUGGCUGUUCCCUGAUAUUUUGUGUUCACCGUUGACUUUAUGUUUAAUUUCACUGUGAAAAUGUCAAAAAGAGCUGCAGAUACCCCUAUGGGUAACAAUGAGAAAAAGAGAAGGAAUCUUCUCUAUCAAUAACGCAGAAAGUGGAAUUAUUGCAGAAGCUUGAUCGUGGUGUGUCUGUGGGGCGUCUUGCUGAAGAAAAUAGUGUCGGAACUACCACUGUAUAUGAUUUAAAUAAACAGAAAGACAAGUUACUGAAGUUUUAUAGUGACAGUGACGUUCUACAUUUAUUUCAAUAGGUCAUUCACCAUGUGUUUGAUUCGGUUUGUUUGAAGCUGUA
Mobula hypostoma (lesser devil ray) is the source of this 4724-nucleotide messenger RNA. It is a transcript of the gene pnn, whose product is annotated as pinin, desmosome associated protein. The record is from RefSeq and is a predicted model, not a curated record. Gene Ontology annotation, cellular component: catalytic step 2 spliceosome. NCBI's taxonomy places the organism in Eukaryota, Metazoa, Chordata, Chondrichthyes, Myliobatiformes, Myliobatidae. Bases 34 to 2013 code for a protein of 659 amino acids. The transcript is spliced from 9 exons.